Molecule: messenger RNA, 785 nt
Organism: Salvia splendens (bonfire salvia)
Lineage: Eukaryota; Viridiplantae; Streptophyta; Magnoliopsida; Lamiales; Lamiaceae
Exons: 3
Coding region: 109-663 (184 amino acids)
Source: RefSeq, a predicted model, not a curated record
AAAAAAAAUAUGCUCCCUAAUUCGGUCAACUCUCUCCCCUUCCAAAACACUUCUUCCACAGCCUGCCCUAAUUAGAGAAAAGAGGUGACGGCGCCUCCACACUCCCGUAUGCCGCACCCCCUUCUCUCGACGAUUCCGUCGUCUUCCCCGGUGAGCGCUGAAGCUCCGACGCUACCCUCCGUCCAUCGGCUCCCUCUCUCCCUUUCAAAAUUUCUCGCGUUGGGAACGAAAAACCCUAGAUUAGAAUCCCCAAAUUCGAAGUUCCGCCAGACCUCUUCUUCCCACGUCUGCGCGUCAUUCCGGUCAACGACACCGCGCCGCCGGCGUCCCUCAUCGGCAUCUCGCUUUCGAACCUCCUCUCCCUCUCCGCUGAAAACACGAAGAGAGGCUGCAGGGAUUUUUUGGGAGUUUAGGGGCUGCUGCAAGCUGCCCCUUUUUGCUUGUUGCAGCGUUCGGUUGUGGGAGGAGGAGUGCAGGAGUUGCUGCAAUCUGACCUUGCCCCUUUUGACAAGUCCCCUUUUGGCAAGUCCUUUGGUCUUCGUGUUGUCUCCUUCCUCACUUUUGGAAGUGAAGAUUGGGCUGCCUAUGGCCGCUGAUAGCUCUUGGCAACUAGGCUGUACUCACGGGUCUCGAAGAGAGGUGGCUUGGGCUCGUAAAGAAUAGAUUCAAGGCAUUUCCAUUUUGACAUUCUUAUGUAUUAUUUUUUUAAUGCUAAGACAUAGCUUGGAAUGUAACAACAUUGUAUUUUGUUUACCUAGGAAUAAACGAACAUACAUUCAUUCUUA